This is a messenger RNA of Miscanthus lutarioriparius, 432 nucleotides long. NCBI's taxonomy places the organism in Eukaryota, Viridiplantae, Streptophyta, Magnoliopsida, Poales, Poaceae. The record is from the annotation of a GenBank genome assembly.
AUGUGGUGGGAGUGGGAGGGCGGCGGUGGGGAGGCGCCGCGGGAGGAGACCCCCGUCGAUUUCGACUUCAUCUCCCUCCUUGCCAAGCCCAAGGAUUACUACAAGAUACUGGAAGUAGAUUACAAUGCGUCGGAGGAGACGAUCAGGUCCAGCUAUAUCCGCCUUGCACUGAAAUGGCACCCUGAUAAGAAGCAGGGUGAAGAAAAUUCAACCUCCAAAUUUCAGGAAAUUAACGAGGCAUACCAAGUUCUGAGUAAUCCUGCAAAAAGGCAAGAGUAUGACAAGAAAGGCAUUCUAUAUGUUCAAGAUCAGAAUGUAGUGGACUACCUGAACCGGCACAAGGGGCUAAUACUUACCUGCAAUGGUCUUGGCAUAAGCAGUGCCACGUUUGAAAGCCAAAGACAACUUGAGUUCAUCCUACAACAGAGUUGA